Molecule: messenger RNA, 1234 nt
Organism: Aspergillus brunneoviolaceus CBS 621.78
Lineage: Eukaryota; Fungi; Ascomycota; Eurotiomycetes; Eurotiales; Aspergillaceae
Product: mediator of RNA polymerase II transcription subunit 18
Exons: 2
Coding region: 422-1234 (270 amino acids)
Biological process (GO): regulation of transcription by RNA polymerase II; termination of RNA polymerase II transcription
Cellular component (GO): mediator complex; core mediator complex
Molecular function (GO): transcription coregulator activity
Source: RefSeq, a predicted model, not a curated record
UUGUCCUUCAUCACUACGCCGGGGAAAGUAGGGUACGUACCGUAUCUACUGUACUACCGUAGUAGUACCAUUGAUCUACUACUCCGUAGUAGGUUCUACCUCUGGGUCUCGGAAGAAGUGCCGGAUGGAAAAUUUCCCUUCUUGGGACCGAUUCCUAUCCCGGGUUUACCCGUAUUCCCUGCCUGUGCUUUCUUGGGAGCUUCAAGGCUCCAAGGCUCCAAGGCUCGAAUCUCCAAGCUCCUGGAAAGCUUACCUAAAAUCCCUCCCAAAUCACCGACCUCCCAGAAGCACCGACAGAAUCACGGCGCCGAACCUGCUAGACGGAUUUAGGCACACCUUAUACCCCUUCUUCCCUUCUUCCCCCCUUGAUCCCGGAUUUUACUCUUCUUAGUCUCGAUCUUUCUUUAUUUCCCUUGUGACCAUGCAUGAGCUUCUGCUCUUCGCCUCGGUCCCAGCCCAUCAGCACCAUGAGCUCCUCCAACAGCUGGCCGGCUUAACAGCCAUGCAACCGCGUCACCGCCUGGAGAGACGGCUGGUCUUCAAGGCCUAUCGCAAGCCAGGCCUUGUCACCACCCGGGUGGGAGCCAGUCAGGAUGUGCAGGGCGCCGACCUGCAACGUUUGAACAAGAUGUUGAAUGGGGGCAUGUACUACACCCAGGUCGUUGGCCCUGUGACCAAGGCGGAUUUUGGCGCGACCUCUUUGUCGGCCAUGUCAGCCUCCCAUGAUGCAGAUGUGUCUAUGUCUGGAACCGACCAGUCCUCCUACUGCUACGAGAACCAACCCUGGAAGCUGGAGUUCAGAGACAUUCCCGAGGCUGGUACUCGAUCGGCUGUGACCACUCGCUUGAUGGCAAGUGCAAGCUUGCCUAAAGGUGAUAUUGCAGUUCCCAUGAAUGCCUGGGGCUAUAGUUUUGUUACCGAGUACAUGGUAGAAGGAGAUGUCUUCGUCCAAAAUGAUAUCGUCAUCUUCCUCCAUCGCGUCUUGCUGUAUCCCCAGGCGGAGUCGCAGGAUUUACAUGGCCCUCGACGGCAGCUACCUGCUUAUCACGAGCUCACUCCGCUCGAGCGAACGGGUAGUUACGUCCUGCAAGCCGCAAUUACUGUCCAGGACGGAAGCAACCAGGAAAUGAUGAAGACGGCUUCUCAGCAUCUGUUCGGGCUUCGAGAGCAACUCAAGUCCGCUGUACGGCUCGAACAAGCGGAUAGGCUGUCUCUGGAUACCCGAGCGAAGUAA